AGAGUCCAGCUGUGUGUGUGUGAAGAGGAACAACUCCAUGAUGAAGCGUCGUAACUCCAGCAGUGGAGGAGGAACCUCUGACCCAAAGGUAAAGAGAGCAGCGUCUCCAGCACCCAGCUGUGUGUCUCUGAAGAGUGAUGCGUCCAUGGGUCGUCCGCCUAACUUCAGCAGUGGACCUGUGCCAUCUGACCCAAAGGUAAAGAGUGCAGCGUCUCCAGCACCCAGCUGUGUGUCUCUGAAGAGUGAUGCGUCCAUGGGUCGUCCGCCUAACUUCAGCAGUGGACCUGUGCCAUCUGACCCAAAGGUAAAGAGUGCAGCGUCUCCAGCACCCAGCUGUGUGUCUCUGAAGAGUGACGUGUCCAUGGAUCUUCCUCGUAACUUCAGUAAUGGAACUGUGCCAUCUGACCCAAAGGUAAAGAGAGCAGCGUCUCCAGCACCCAGCUGUGUGUCUCUGAAGAGUGAUGCGUCCAUGGGUCGUCCUCCUAACUUCAGCAGUGGACCUGUGCCAUCUGACCCAAAAAGAACUCAUCCUGUUCUACAUCCACACAAAGACAAGGAAGAGUCCAUACAGCAGGACUCUCGCACACCAGUGGAUAAUGUCCUACACAGAGACUUACACACACACAAAACCAGCAUGAAGAACAAGUAUGAGAGUUUAUUUGAGGGAAUCAAAUCACAAGAGAAUAAAACCCUCCUGAACAGGGUUUACACACAACUCUACAUCAUAGAGGGAGAGAGUGAAGGAGUGAAUGAAGAACAUGAGGUUUUACAGAUGGAGAAAACACUCAGGAAACAGCUGGUACAAGACACUCCAAUCUACUGCUCAGACAUCUUUAAACCUGUACAAGGUCCUGAAGGAGACAUGAAGGAAGAGAAGAUCAGAGCUGUGAUGGCUGAAGGUGUCAGACACACAGAACCAAAAGAAGAUAAAGGCCCAGAAGUGCCAAAGCUCAGAACUGUUCUGACCAAAGGCAUUGCAGGCAUUGGGAAAACUGUCUCAGUGCAGAAGUUCAUUCUGGACUGGGCCGAGGGAAAAGCCAAUCAGGAUGUAGAUUUCAUGUUUGUGCUUCCAUUCCGGGAGCUGAACCUGGUUAAAGAUGACCAGUACAGUCUGCAUAGACUCCUGUGUGACUUCCACCCUGAGAUAAAAGACCUGGACCCAAAGAUAUAUGAUGUGCGCAAAGUUGUGUUCAUCUUUGAUGGCCUGGAUGAAAGCAGAAUUCAACUGAACCUUUCCCAGUGUCAUAAAGUGUCUGACAUAAGCAUGACAUCAUCAGUGGGUGUGCUGAUGUCAAACCUCAUCAAAGGAGAGCUGCUUCCCUCUGCUCUCAUCUGGAUAACCUCCCGACCAGCAGCAGCCAAUCAAAUCCUUCCUCAGUACAUCAACCGUGUGACAGAAAUUCAGGGAUUCACGGACCCACAGAAGGAGGAGUACUUCAGGAAGAGAGUCAGUGACCAAGACCAAGCUGAGAAAAUCAUCUCACACAUAAAGACAGCAAAGAGCCUCCACAUCAUGUGUCACAUACCAGUCUUCUGUUGGAUCUCAGCCACUGUGCUUCAGGAAAUACUAAAACAAACUGAUACAGAAAUCCCUAAAACUCUGACUGAGAUGUACAUACAGUUCCUACACACUCAGAUCAACAUGAAGAAUGAGAAGUAUGAGGGGGAAAAGGAAAGAGAUCAAAAGAAACAUCUGGAAUCCAACAGUUCCAUGAUUCUGAAACUGGCUGAACUGGCUUUCAAACAGCUGAUGAAGGGAAACGUGAUGUUCUAUGAAGAAGACCUGAGAGAGUGUGGCAUUGAUGUCACUGAGGCCUCUGUGUACUCUGGGAUCUGCACUGAGAUCUUUAGGGAGGAAUCUGUGCUGUACCAGAGGAAGAUCUACUGCUUUGUACAUCUGAGCUUUCAGGAGUUCCUGGCUGCUCUCUAUGUGUUUCACUGCUAUGUGGAAAAGAACAUGGAGGUACUGAAGAUCUUUCUGCAUGGAAGGAGCAGAUCUCUUCCUGGAACUCAGUCGAUUUUUUAUUACCAUAAUUCUGAUGAUUUUGAUUAUUCUGAUGAUUCUAAUCAGUCUGAUGUUUCUGAUGAUUCUAAUGAGUCUGAUGUAAUAAUAACAGGUAAUAAAAGAGUAAUAAACAAUAACAUGGAGUCUGAGAAUAUUCCUCUCCAUGACCUACUGAAGGCAGCAGUGUGUAAAGCCUUAGAGAGUCAGAAUGGAUACCUGGACCUUUUCCUUCGUUUCUUGCUGGGCAUCUCACUGGAGUCCAAUCAGAGUCUCGUACAAGGCCUACUGACCCACACACACAGCAGCCCAGAGAGCAUCACAUACACAGUCCAGUACAUCAAAGGCAAAAUACAAAAAGGGCACCUCCCCACUGAGAGAUCCAUCAACCUGUUCCUCUGUCUGUCUGAAAUGAAGGACCAGUCUCUCGCCAGAGAGAUUCAGGAGUAUCUACGAUCAGAGAAACACUCAGGACAGAAGCUCUCUCCUGGACAGUGUUCAGUAUUAGCCUGCAUGCUUCUGACCUCAGAGGAGGUGCUGGAGGAGUUGGACUUGGAGAAAUACAACACAUCACAGGAGGGUUACAGGAGGCUGAUCCCAGCUGCUGCAAACUGCAGGAAGGCUCUACUAGGUAACUGUAGUCUGGACACAGAUUUGUGUAAAGCUGUAUGUUCCACUUUGGCAUCAUCAAACUCCCCCCUGAGAGAACUGAGUAUCAAUAUCAGCACCCUGGAAGAUGAAGGAGUGAAGCUGCUUUCUGAUGGGCUGAAGAGUUCAAACUGUAGACUGGAGAUGCUCAGUCUUACAGGCUGUAACCUCACAACAGACCGCAGUAAAAGUCUCUCCUCUGUUCUGACAUCAGCCAAGUCCUUCCUGAGAGAACUGCACCUCAGAAAUUGUGACUUUCAGGAUUCAGGAGUGAAGCAGCUCUCUGCUGCACUGAAGAGUUCACACUGUAAACUGGAGAUUCUCAGACUGCCAUUGUGUAAUCUUGGAGAGCAGACAUGUGAAAUUUUGGGUGCAGCUCUUCAACUCACAAACAACCGCCUGAGAGAAAUCGACCUGUCUAACAAUGAUCUGCAGGAUUCAGGUGUGAAGUGGCUCUCUGCAGGACUGAACAGUUCACACUGUAAACUGGAGAUUCUCAGACUGUCUGGUUGUUUGGUCACAGAGGAAGGUUGUUCUUCUCUGGCUUCAGCUCUGAGCUCAAACCUCUCCCACCUCAAAGAACUGGAUCUGACCUACAACCACCCAGGAGAGUCAGGAGUGAAGCUGCUCUCUGCUAGACUGGAGGAUCCCCACUGCAGUCUGGACACUCUCAGGUAUGUAGAAAUCCCCUGUCCUUGAACUGAUCUGAUACUCAACUGUGUUCUCAAAUACAACCUGCUCUCAUACAC
This is a messenger RNA of Electrophorus electricus (electric eel), 3399 nucleotides long. The record is from RefSeq and is a predicted model, not a curated record. NCBI's taxonomy places the organism in Eukaryota, Metazoa, Chordata, Actinopteri, Gymnotiformes, Gymnotidae.